Messenger RNA from Porites evermanni, 384 nucleotides. NCBI's taxonomy places the organism in Eukaryota, Metazoa, Cnidaria, Anthozoa, Scleractinia, Poritidae. The record is from the annotation of a GenBank genome assembly.
AGCGAAGAAACAAGUGAUCUUGACACCACCGGUAUCGGUACUAUAGAUCCUAACCUUAUGUGGCAAGCCAUUCAAGGCCUUGAAAAGAAGAGUGACCUUUGGGCGGGAACGCUUAAUAAACGCAUCACCGAUGCUUCACUUAAGCUGAAAAUGCCGGAAACAGCUGUGGCAAAGUGACUCGAACUCCCAAUCGAGACCUUCAACCAAAAAAGUAAAAACAGCUUUCUCAGUUGCGCGGAUUACUCAUCGGACGAAUCUGAUGGAAACGUGCAUUCCAUUCUUGGAAAGGAAAGGGAAGAAAAGCAAGAUGGCGACUCUCGCUACAAUCUGCUGAAGGAGAUCGAAGAAGAAUGGAACCACAACAUGCCACUCUUGAACUAUUAG